AUGAGCGCUCCGCUACUAGCAGAAGCCGAGCCGCCUCUAGAACGAGCUUUAGACCGCGCACCCGUGUAUCUUAAAGACAUGAGCUUCCAGCAACUAGAGGACUGGGUGGCAGCGGAGUGCGGGGAGGAGCACAGGAGGCGGGCAAAGGUCCUCUGGAAGUGGCUGUAUCGAGACGCCCACUGGGCUGAGAGCGUCGAUGACAUGGCAGGGGUCAGUCGUUCGUUUCUCUCCCUCCUCGCCUCUUCGGGUGCUCGCUUCUCCUCCCUUCGCCUCCACUCCGUUCGAACAGCCGCCGACGGUACAAAGAAGGUGCUGUUUGAGUUAAGCCGCGAUGCUGACUUAAUGGGCCUGCAGCGCAACCUGACAGCAGGGGAGAUCGUGGCGUGGAUCAGGAUGGGCCUGCAGCGCAACCUGACAGCAGGGGAGAUCGUGGCGUGGAUCAGGAUGGGCCUGCAGCGCAACCUGACAGCAGGGGAGAUCGUUGAUCAGGUGGUUGAGAUUCGCCGGCUCUUCACAGAGGAAAUCGGCCCCGUUACCAACCUUGUCUUCAUGGGCAUGGGCGAGCCCCUACACAAUCUCCCGGCGGUUCUCACAGCAUGCAACACCCUCCUGGACCCCUUAGGCGCCCACUGCUCACCUGCUCGCACCACCGUGUCCACGUGUGGGCUCGUGCCUGAAAUGCACGAGUUCUGCUCUCACUCGGACGCCAGCCUCGCUCUCAGCCUGCACGCCACCACCGACGAGGUGCGCAGCAGCAUCAUGCCCAUAAACAAAAAGCACAACCUCAGCGCCCUCUUUGCCUGCCUGAUACAGCUCUUCCCUGACCCAACAGCCCGGCCAGCACCGGAUGUGGGGGAGGGAGGUGAUGGGAGGGAUGGUGCGGGGUUGCAGCAGCAGUCCAAAAAACGCCAUGUGUUCAUCGAGUACCUGAUGCUGGAUGGGGUCAACGACAGUUUGGAGGAUGCACGUCGGCUGGUAACCCUAACAGCUGGCAUCGCCUGCAAAAUCAACUUGAUAGUCUUCAACCCACACCCGGGAACCGCACUGCAACCAUCCCCGCUCCCGCGCGUGCUGGCUUUCCAGCAUGAGCUCGUGCAAGGGGGCAGAAAAGCGUAUCUGCGGCACAGCCGGGGGGACGACGAGAUGGCAGCUUGUGGGCAGCUGGGGCAGGUGCCUAGGUUAACAGGGCAGAACAAGGCAGAGGCGGAAGCUGUAGUGUAA
Molecule: messenger RNA, 1221 nt
Organism: Closterium sp. NIES-65
Lineage: Eukaryota; Viridiplantae; Streptophyta; Zygnematophyceae; Desmidiales; Closteriaceae
Source: the annotation of a GenBank genome assembly